AAUGGCGUAGCAUGAAAUGUGGUGGUUGUGUUGCCAAAGUCCGACAAACGUCGGCCGGUCGGUAGACAUUCAACGAGAGAUAAAGUUGAUCCCAAGUCUACUAACGACGGUUACAUAAUUAUUAACACGAUUAACGCAACAUGAGGAAAUAAUAUCGCGUAGGAAACUAGUCGACGAUGCGUUCGCUCGCGAUUAGAAGUUCUGAACUGGAGUAAGUACGGCGAACAGGUUAUAAAGUCUGUGGAAUAUAUUCAACUGUAAAUAUUUAGACGCAGAUGAUUACUCGCAGCAGAUAAGGUAUAAUCAGCGGGAUCGCUCGGUCAGCCGAUAAAUGUACAGCGUCGCGGUUGAACUAGCUAAGAUAUUGAGGAUUCCGCAACGAUUCGCCUUGUCAGGAGUGACAGAUUAUGUAAGCAGAUCUAACAUGGCGCGAAGCACAGCUACCUCUUCUAUAUUUAAAGGCUCUAAGGACCGUUUCAACGGCAUAACCAUCGAUUCCACACUCGAGCCGUGCGAUUCUGGCGCCUUUUCAAAAUGCCUAAAAGCUUCCCUGGACCAGUGGAUAACAGAAAAGCGAAGGGCGAUAUGGUUUCGUGUGGGGCUCGAGCAGUCGGAUUGGAUUCCGGAGCUCACCAAAAAUGGGUUCAAAUUUCAUCAUGCGAGGGAUGACUGGGUCACUCUUUAUCGCUGGUUGCCCACAGACCAAACCUGCAACAUACCGCCAUACGCGCACACUUUACUGGGAGUCGGAGCCAUUGUCUAUAAUGAAGAGACGGACGAGAUUUUGGUCGUCAAAGAGAAAUACAGCGUCGUCACCCCAAUGUGGAAGUUUCCGGGCGGUUAUGUCGAGCCAGGCGAGGAUAUAACUGUCGCUGCCCAGCGAGAAGUCAUGGAGGAAACUGGAAUAGACGCUGAAUUCAAACACAUUCUAUCAUUCCGUCACGCACAUCGAUUCGCUUACGGAUGUUCAGACAUCUACAUGGUGGCCUGCCUCACUCCCCGCACUUUUGAAAUCACAAAAUGCAAUCGUGAGAUAACAGAUUGUGUCUGGAUGAAGCUUGACGAGUAUAUGCAGCAUCCAGAGGUUCACGAAAACAAUCGCUUGGUAGCAGAGAAAUUCAUCGAGUUCAAGAACCAUAAGAGAACUAUAACCGUCCAAACUCUGAUCCAUCCCGCCAUAAAGACGCCUUUCAGAGUCUUCACAAUAUCGAAGUUAGAGGAUUAACGAAGGCUCUCGGACCUGCCGAGAAGCAGGAGACUGAAGGCUAAGACGAACCUGCAUACCCGCCGCAGAAGAGUUCGUUGUCGUUGUAAUUCACGGGAUUUGGAAAUCCGAACCGCCACAUGCUGUUGCGGGAUGGCGGGUCCAUCAUGCGGCCGUGACUCUCGACUCCGGAAUCAUUGAGCACCUGCAAAAAAUAUAAGUUGAAAAAAACGAUGCCAAUCAGAUCAAGAAGAGAUUUGAGGUCGAGAGAUGCGUGAUUACAGGCCGAUAAGCUCACCUGUGCGAUGAAAAGGAUCGCGAUGAGGUAGAGCCUCUGGACUCGUCGGCCGUUGACCAUUGCUCUCUGUAACCGACGAGAAGAGAUUCAAAUAUUCGAAUGUCGAACGUUGUGAUUAUUAUCAUUGUCAUACACCUGUCGAUCGACAUAUAGGAGUAACGAGAGCGUUAUUCUCUGGUAAUCCCGCCUAUCGAUCAUUCGCUUUUGCAUAGAAUUCUGCGUGGGGCCAGCCUCCGUGUAACUCGAGAUUACACAGACGUAUAAAUUAAACAAUCCUCAUCUAAA
Molecule: messenger RNA, 1787 nt
Organism: Diprion similis
Lineage: Eukaryota; Metazoa; Arthropoda; Insecta; Hymenoptera; Diprionidae
Product: nudix hydrolase 8
Exons: 5
Coding region: 332-1225 (297 amino acids)
Molecular function (GO): NADH pyrophosphatase activity; ADP-ribose diphosphatase activity; NAD binding
Source: RefSeq, a predicted model, not a curated record